Oppia nitens is the source of this 1731-nucleotide messenger RNA. RefSeq lists its product as uncharacterized. The record is from RefSeq and is a predicted model, not a curated record. Bases 1 to 1731 code for a protein of 576 amino acids. Lineage: Eukaryota; Metazoa; Arthropoda; Arachnida; Sarcoptiformes; Oppiidae. The transcript has 8 exons.
AUGUAUCAAUUGUUUGGUUUAGAUCCACGAAAGCGAUUGAAACUUUUGGAGACUCUGUCGACCACUGAUUUAGGUCUAUCCCAGGAGUGUACCCGUGCGCACGCUAUGAUUUUUAGAAGUUUUAAAAAUAUGGACAUUUGGGCACUACAAUAUUUUGAUUCAAUGGCUAACUUUCCACCGGCGGGUAUAAUGGAGGGCGUGUUUGCCAAUUAUGGCGAAUAUGACGAGUGUCUUAAUGUUCAGUCACCGGCUGCUAUUGAACCGAUCAUUAGUGGUCAGUACUGUUUGGCCAAACUUGUCAUACCGUUCCCCAGUUUGGACACUCAUGUCGAGACCGAUUACGAUGACAGGGAUCUGUCAUUCUUUCUGAAAGCUAAUGAAGACUUUGAUGUCACUUCAGUUACCGUUAGGAAUAUGAUUGAAGCACUUAAUAUAGUUAACGGAACUGUGUUUUCACUGGGAGUCUGUAUACCCUCCCUGUGCACACCAAAUGAAGUUCAAACAAUGAUUAAUAAAAUAUUAUAUCCCAUAUUACGUAUGCCUAUUGAGAUAGAUCAGUGUCGUACUAGAGAUAAGACUAUCACUAUUGAUAACUACCAGCGCUUAUCAUUUAAUGCCAAAUAUGCGACACUCGACACAUUGAGACUGAUAUUAAUACUGAACGCACACUUAGUUCACGCAUAUAUAUUGACGUUUACUUUGGGCACCAAAACACUUAAACGUGUCGUUACCGAUGCUUUGCCUAAAUUUUUUUUAGACCCCCGAUAUAUAAUUGUCAAAAGUCCUCUAAUGAUUGAUGGACUGUUCACAUUAAGCGGUUUUCUUAUAUCCUAUACAUUACUACGAAAACUACGCCAAACAAACGGUCGCCUAAAUUAUCCUUUUUUUAUAUUUCAAAAUUGGCUACGAUUUGUUAUACUGGUAUUCGCUUCUAUACUGUUUUAUUAUGUGUUUCCACUCCUAGAAGACGGACCCGUAUGGGAUUCGGCCACCGAUUUGAUGACUACCGGAUGCAAAGAUCCAAUGAAUUUGUUAAAAAUAUUUUUAUUUAUAAAUAAUUUUCAAGAAUUUCAAGUCGAAAAUUUUAAUCAAACAAGACCUCGUUUAGGAUUAAUUGCAAUCAUUGUGGCUAUCRGUGUCUCAUUGUUCAUAACAAUAUCACCAUAUCUUCUCUAUGGUAUCAAACCAUGGCAUAUGAUACUCUAUCGACACGUCCAGAUGCUCAGCUCCCGGUUUAAUAAGUCGGCCAAUUGGUUUCAUACCACUCCUAACGUUCAUAUACUAAGCUAUCUUAUAGGCAUAUGCUUUGGCUAUUUGCUUACAAAUAACAGUCAAUUAGAUUUAGGUAAACGAAGUGUUCGUUUUUUAUGGUUGGCCUCUAUCGCCGGUAUCAUAGGUAUGUACUAUUGGAACGAUACCUUUUGGAGGGGCGGUUCUGGUGAGCCAACACUUAGUGUACUUUUGUGGCACACUAUCGGCAAAGUAAUAUACUGUACAAGUUUUGGUUGGAUUUUUUUUGCCAGUUGUACGGGAAGGGCAGGACUGUUCAAUAAAGUGUUGUCACACCGUAUAUUUCAACCGAUUUCUAGGCUAUCAUUUGGUAUAUAUUUAUUGCAUUAUAUGGUUGUCAUUAGACGUAUAUUUAUUAUUAAGAGUACCGUUUGGAUGACUGAUAGACUUAUGAUUGACACUAAAGUAGACUCCAUUGAUCUCUACAUUGAUUCAACUUAA